Molecule: messenger RNA, 1092 nt
Organism: Postia placenta MAD-698-R-SB12
Lineage: Eukaryota; Fungi; Basidiomycota; Agaricomycetes; Polyporales; Adustoporiaceae
Exons: 7
Coding region: 1-1092 (363 amino acids)
Biological process (GO): sterol metabolic process
Molecular function (GO): oxidoreductase activity, acting on paired donors, with incorporation or reduction of molecular oxygen; monooxygenase activity; iron ion binding
Source: RefSeq, a predicted model, not a curated record
AUGUCAGACUCAUUCUCCUUACCUGAUGCGUUCACCGUCUUUGUCAUUGUGGACAUAUUUCGGUACUUGCUUGCCUGUCGGCAUCUUCCAUAUUGUGCUUCAAAAAGCGGAGUGCUCGUACUUCCGUGGUUAUGCUAUGUUGGCGCUCCCAACUUCUUUCUCAAACCAUAUGACUAUAUUGCAAGGCUUCACGACCAGUUCGCAUUCUCAUGGCUACGCUUCAGAGCUCGUAAUCAUGAGGUCAUCGUGAUGUUUGGUUCGGAAGCGAGAAAGAAAUAUUUUAACCUCAGAAGAUUCAGCUUCUCCGAAGGAUACACAUUUCUGCACCCCAAUGUCAAGCUCCUUGGGCCGACGCAAGUGCCAGAGGGAAGGCAAGCCCUCCCCUGGUACAUCCGUCAUUUCAUGCGCGCAGAUAUUCUCGAACAAUGCUUGAGCACCGAAGGCGUAGUAGACAUAUAUGACGUUGUGGACCGAGUCGUGUUCACCAUUGUCAGCAGAGUAGUAGCAAGUAAAGAUCUGGCUGCAAACAGCCAAAAGUUACAAAGUGCAUGGAGAGCCCUGGCCUGGGUGCACAAGGGGUCGCAUCCAGCGUCCUUGAUACUUCCUUGGCUACCUACCCCAAGUCGUGUUCGCACAAUCAUUGGUGGUACAACUCUUCUCCGCAUGUCCUCGGCGAUCCUUCGAGAACGCAAGUGUAGACAAGCGACGUCUCAUAUGGAUGUUGUACAAGUGUUGGUGGACGAGGACACCGACUCUAUGCAUGCAGCGAUGGUCAUGAUUGGGGUCAUCUUCGCGGCCCACACCAACACAAGUCCUGUCCUUUGCUGGCUUCUAAUCAUGCUCGCUCAGAACCCUUUGUGGCUCUCCAAGAUACAGGAUGAAAUCGAUCUAUUCUUCCAGCUGCACAACAUCAAUGGACCACCACAGAUGGAUUCAUUGGCUGGUAUGAACUUAUCCCUCAUUGAGGAGGCGCUGCCCAGUCUCGACCUCUGCCUCCAUAUCAUCAUGAACAGUACGAGCAUCCGUCGCAAUGUCGGGGAAGACCUAGACAUUGCGGGAAGGAAAAUCCGAGGCAGGGACUUUGUCAUGUAG